Messenger RNA from Meleagris gallopavo (turkey), 1672 nucleotides. Lineage: Eukaryota; Metazoa; Chordata; Aves; Galliformes; Phasianidae. The record is from RefSeq and is a predicted model, not a curated record.
UGCCGCCGCAGCAGCCUGCGGCCCAACCGGCAGCUGGCCAACAUCGUGGAGAGCAUCCGACAGCUGGGGCUGCGGGGCGGCGUGGGGACGGGAACGGGGACGGGGACUGGGACCCCGCUUUGCCCCCUGCAUGACGAGCGCCUCAAGCUGUUCUGCGAGGUGGACGAGCAGCCCAUCUGCGUGGUGUGCCGGGAGUCCCAGCAGCACCGCUCGCACACCGUCUAUCCCAUCGAGGAGGCUGCGCAGGUGUACAAGGUCAAACUCCAAAAAUCGCUGGAGCAACUUUCCAAGGAAGUGGAGGAUAUGAAGAAGCGUGAGUCAGAGGCAAAGAUGAAAACCCAGGAGUGCAAGCAAGAACUCUCAGCGACCCAGGAAGUCCUGCCUGGUUUCUUCCAGACCCUACCCACCCCCACCCCUGGGUGCUGUCAUGUUUUCGCAGGAUUGCCAAAGCAGAGCUACCCUGAGCCUGGCAUGCAGGAGAAAGUGAAGAGAAAGCGGGAGACAAUUGUGUGUGAGUUUGGGAAGCUGCAUCAGCUGCUAGCUGAUGAGGAGAAGCUGCUGCUUCAGAAGCUGGAGGAGGAGGAGACACAGAUUCUGGUGAUGAUCUCUGAAAAUCUGGCCAGGGUGACAGAGCAGAAGUGCUUGCUGGUUGAGCUGAUCCUGGAGAUAAAGGAGAAGAUGCAGCAGCCAGUCGAGGGGCUACUCAAGGACAUGAGAUGCAUCCUGAACAGGUGUGAAACGAUGAAGUUUCAGGCCCCCAAACCUGUGUCUGUGAACUUGAAAGAGGACUACAGCAUCCCAGAGCGCUGCAUGGGUAUGAGACACAUGCUGAGGAAGUUCAAAGUGGAUGUGACUCUGGACCCUGAGACGGCUCACCAUGAGCUCGUCCUGUCUGAGGACCGCAAGAGUGUGCGGCGUGGGAGCAGGAAGCUGUUCCUGUUGUUAUUUGACAGCCCCAAGAGGUUCAGCUGUGUUCCAGUGGUGCUGGGGCUGCAGGCCUUCUUCUCGGGCCGCAGCUACUGGGAGGUGCAGGUGGGAGACAAGCCGGAGUGGGGCCUGGGGCUGUGCAAGGAGGCUGCCUGCCGGAAAGGAAGCAUCGUCUUCUCCCCCCAAAAUGGCUACUGGGUGCUGCGGCUGCAGAACGGUGGCUACGAGGCCCUUACCUGCCCUGUCUCCUGUCUGACCCCGAGUGUCAGGCCCCGGUGCAUUGGCAUCUUCCUGGACUAUGAGGCAGGAGAAAUCUCUUUUUACAACGUGUCCGACCGCUCCCACCUUUACACCUUCACCGACAAGUUCUCGGGGAAACUCCGACCUUUCUUCUACCUGGGCUCCCUUAUGGGGGGCAAAAAUGCGGAGCCCUUGGUGAUCUCCUGGAUGAGGGACACGCAGGGGACCAGCUGCGUUGUCCUGUGACAGCAACAGGCAGAAUGGUGGGGGCACAACGACCUGCUCAGGUGAGCAGGAGGUGCUGGCCGGCAGUUGCUAUGUGCAUAGCAUGGAGUGGGGACUCAGCCAGGACCAUGCUGGGAUUGUAGCACCUGUUGUCCACCGGUGCUUUACUGCUCAUCCACAGGCUUCUGGUGGUGGGGGCUCACAGCCUGCUGCGUUGUGAUGCUUUGGGUAUGAGUUGUACUGACAUGAGGCAAUAAAGAGAUGAUCUGGCGAGCCCUGA